AUGUCACAGGUGAGAGAAGGCCGAGGAGAGGCCAGCAGGCCCCAGCUGGGCCAGGAGGUGACGGUGAAGCUGCUGGGGGUCCUGGAGGACAGCAGCCUGGUGGAGAAGGACCCGAAGCUGACUUUCCACCUGGGGCAGGGCGACGUCAUCCAGGCCCUGGAGCUCGGGGUCCAGGCCAUGCAGCUGGGAGAGGUGUCCUUCCUGCUCAGCAGCUUCCUGUACGCCUACGGGCACCUGGGCAGGGACCCCGAUAUCCCCUCAGGUGCCUCAUUACUCUACGAGGUGACCCUGCUGCAGAUCCGGGACGGCCCCUGCCUGGGGCUCCUGCCGGCCCCCGUGCGCAUCAGCCUCAGCAAUCAGAAGAGGGAGCGGGGGAACUUCCACUUUGAGCGGGAGGAGUACCAGCGCGCCCUGCGGUCCUACCGGCUGGCCCUGGGCCUCCUGGACCCCCCUGGGGCAGCCCCCCCGCGGCCAGAGGAGGAAGAGGAGCUGCGAGAGCAGCAGGUGAAGUGUCUCAACAACUGUGCGGCGGGCCCCGAUGAGCGGCCGACGGACCCCAGCGGCCCACCGCCGCCUAACGCCCGGAGCUGA
Messenger RNA from Pelodiscus sinensis (Chinese soft-shelled turtle), 591 nucleotides. The record is from RefSeq and is a predicted model, not a curated record. NCBI's taxonomy places the organism in Eukaryota, Metazoa, Chordata, Testudines, Trionychidae.